AUGUUUAAGAAUUUAAUUUUAUAUCCUAGGAUAUUGCAGAGAAAAAAAAACAUGCUUCAGCAGGUCCAAAAUAUGAUGACAACUUCUGGUAACAUCCGAUGCACCUACGGCGCUUGUACUGUGGCCCGGUAUAGCUUGCUAAGACGUGAUAAAUCGCAACACAUUAUAAAGUCUACCUCACUUCCUGGAAAUUACUUGAAAGAGAUAAAAAAAGUCGAGAAACGCAUAUCUCCUUUCUACCUCGCCCUCAAUAGUCAAAAUCGACGUCUAUAAUGCCACGUCAAUACCAAAGACAUACUAAUCGGCAGAACUGGAGUGAGGACGCUACUUCAAGACCGCUAGAAGCAGUUAGAAAUGGAAUACCAUAUAAAAAAAAGCUAGUAGAGAGUUUGGUGUUCCAGUAAAGUCGCUAAAAAGAAGAGACAAGGGUAAAAAUAAAAUCGAGGUUGGCGCAGUUGAGGCAUUGGGCACUAGAAAAACUGUGUUUACGCCUGAGCAAGAGAAUGAGCUUAUUGAGCACGUGGAAGACAUGGAAACAAGAAUGUAUGGGCUAACCAAAAAAGACAUUCUCGGUUUGGCUUACCAGUUGGUCGAGAAAAAUAAAAUAGCACACCCAUUCUCAGUUGUAAAAGAAACAGCUGGUGCGGACUGGUUGAGAGGGUUUCGACAACGGCAUCCCCAUAUAGUUCUGCGUAGUCCGGAAUCAACAUCAGCUGCUCGUGC
Messenger RNA from Acanthoscelides obtectus, 723 nucleotides. Lineage: Eukaryota; Metazoa; Arthropoda; Insecta; Coleoptera; Chrysomelidae. The record is from the annotation of a GenBank genome assembly.